This is a messenger RNA of Daldinia loculata, 1361 nucleotides long. Its product is annotated as ClpP/crotonase. Gene Ontology annotation, molecular function: delta(3,5)-delta(2,4)-dienoyl-CoA isomerase activity. The record is from RefSeq and is a predicted model, not a curated record. Gene Ontology annotation, cellular component: mitochondrion. Lineage: Eukaryota; Fungi; Ascomycota; Sordariomycetes; Xylariales; Hypoxylaceae. The coding region runs from base 353 to 1213 and encodes 286 amino acids. The transcript has 3 exons.
CGACGAUCUAAACCAAGUUGUACCUUAGCUUGGUGUGAUAAGAUGUGAUAAGGAUGUAUCGAUAAGACAAGACAAACAGGGAUCAAUGAAAUGUGGCUGGAAGACUUCGCGACAGGUGCAUACCAACAUGUAACGGUACAUAUGCAAUUCAAAACAAGGUCCAUAAAGAGGUGCCUCGGCAAGUCGGGGGGUGCAAGACAAGCAGGACAAGUCAUAAAGCUGGGACGAUUUACAUAAGAGAUAUGUAGGUAGAAAAGAAUCAGUUUCAACUCCUCACAUUUCCAAAGACAUUUAUAUCGCCCAAGCAUUUACUUAUAUCGACUCCCAUUUCGUAAACCCCAAGUUUUAAAUCAUGGCCCAAUCAGAAAGAGAAAGUUACUCCGACUUUAGACACUUUAUUAUCUCGUCGCCAUCCGAAUAUGUGGCUCACGUCGAGAUCAAUCGCCCAUCCAAGCUAAAUGCAUUCACACCAGAUAUGUGGGUAGAGCUUGGAAGGAUAUUCGCAAAGUUGUCUCGUGAUCCAGGCGUUCGUGCUAUAAUACUUUCUGCAGUCGGCGACCGGGCAUUUACUGCUGGUCUAGAUGUGCAAGCCGUGGACCAGGGAGGCCUCCUAGGGAAUCGCGAUCAACAACCAGAUGCCGCGAGACAGGCAACGAAACUUCGGCGCCAGAUUUCCGAGUUCCAAGACUGCAUAAAUCAGAUAGAGAAAUGCGAGAAGCCUGUUAUCUGUGUCAUGAACGGUGUAUCUAUCGGCUUGGCUAUCGAUAUAGCCUGCUGCGCAGACGUGAGAAUCUGCUCGAGAGAUACUAGAUUUUCUGUCAAGGAAGUAGACAUCGGCAUGGCUGCAGACAUAGGUACUCUUGCAAGGCUACCCAAGAUCGUCUCGAGCUUCUCGUGGGUUAAGGAUGUUUGCUUGACAGCUCGGGGCUUUGGUGCUGAAGAGGCUCUUGCUGUUGGAUUCGUGAGUCAGGUGCUGGAAACUAAAGCAAAGGCUAUCGAGGCAGCUAGCAUGCUCGCAUCAUUCAUAGCAUCGAAGAGUCCAGUUGCCGUCCAGGGCACGAAGGAGCUGUUGAACCAUGCAAGGGACAACACAGUUGCAGAUAACUUGAGAUACACAAGCCUGUGGAACCAGGCGAUGCUUCAGUCUAACGACUUCAAAACCGCGUUGCUGUCUGGACUAAGGAGGACUAGGCCGAGGUUUGAGAAGCUAUAGGUUGAUAUUGAUAGGUGCUUCGGAUGGUAUCAAAGCACACCGAGUAUAGACCCAAUUACAACUGGCAGGAAGAGACUUGGCGUCAUUUUAAAUUGAUAGACUGCUGUGUACGAAGCGAAUUAUAUAAGAAUUUACAUUUGUCGAUGUU